Etheostoma cragini (Arkansas darter) is the source of this 3052-nucleotide messenger RNA. RefSeq names its product kinesin light chain 1b (gene klc1b). Lineage: Eukaryota; Metazoa; Chordata; Actinopteri; Perciformes; Percidae. Bases 281 to 2185 code for a protein of 634 amino acids. The transcript has 17 exons. Gene Ontology annotation, biological process: microtubule-based movement. Gene Ontology annotation, molecular function: kinesin binding. Gene Ontology annotation, cellular component: cytoplasm; membrane-bounded organelle; kinesin complex. The record is from RefSeq and is a predicted model, not a curated record.
AUCAUCCUCCCGCAGGCAGCGCUCAUCCUCCUCUCCCCGCCAUCACUCUCAUUCCCAUCCUGUUUUAUUCCCAUUUGCCUCUGUUUCGCUCCGAACGUUUCCCUUUUCAUUUUAAGGAGGACCACUUUGGAGUAGCACAGCGUUUUUAUGGGGAUGCACUUUGCCAGCGUGUAGCACUAUUGCUGGAGGAGGAGUCAUUGUUUCAUCAGCUUUUCACCGUGCCAAAGUAUGAGGCUCUGAUCUGCCACUGAGACCAAGGUUUCCCUGGGCUAACUAGAAGAUGUCCACCAUGGUGUAUCCACGGGAAGAGAAGCUGGAGAAGCUCUCUCAGGAAGAGAUCAUCUCCAACACAAAGCUGGUGAUCCAGGGUCUGGAGGCCCUGAAGAAUGAGCACAACUCCAUCCUCCACAGCCUCCUAGAGACCAUCAAGUGCUUAAAGAAGGAUGAAGAGGCCAACCUGGUGCACGAGAAGUCCAACCUGCUUCGCAAAUCAGUGGAGAUGAUCGAACUGGGCCUGGGAGAAGCUCAGGUGAUGAUGGCCCUGUCCAACCACCUGAACGCCGUGGAGUCUGAGAAGCAGAAGCUGCGCGCGCAGGUGAGGAGGCUGUGCCAGGAAAACCAGUGGCUGCGGGACGAGCUGGCCAACACCCAGCAGAAGCUGCAGAAGAGCGAGCAGAGCGUGGCCCAGCUGGAGGAGGAGAAGAAGCACCUGGAGUUCAUGAACCAGCUCAAAAAGUACGACGAAGACGUCUCACCCACUCAGGAGGAGAAGGACCGAGAAGCACCCAAGGACUCCCUGGACGACCUCUUCCCCAACGAUGAGGAGGAGCAUGGCCAAGGAAUGCAACACCAACACAACAGUGCAGCGGUGGCUGCAGCCCAGCAGGGAGGCUACGAGAUCCCGGCCCGUCUCAGAACCCUGCACAACCUGGUGAUCCAGUAUGCCUCCCAGGGCCGGUACGAGGUGGCUGUCCCCCUCUGCAAGCAGGCUUUGGAGGACUUGGAGAAGACUUCUGGACACGACCACCCUGACGUGGCCACCAUGCUCAACAUAUUGGCCUUGGUCUAUAGAGAUCAGAACAAAUACAAAGAGGCGGCCCAUCUGCUCAACGAUGCUCUGUCCAUCCGUGAGAAAACCCUGGGCAAGGACCAUCCCGCUGUUGCCGCGACGCUGAACAACUUGGCUGUGCUGUAUGGAAAGAGGGGAAAGUACAAGGAGGCUGAACCUCUGUGUAAGAGGGCUCUGGAGAUCAGAGAAAAGGUCCUGGGGAAGGACCACCCAGAUGUGGCCAAACAGCUCAACAACCUGGCUCUGCUGUGCCAGAACCAGGGCAAGUAUGAGGAGGUGGAGUACUACUACUGCCGUGCCCUGGAGAUCUACGAGAGCCGGCUGGGCCCAGAUGAUGCCAAUGUGGCCAAAACCAAGAAUAACCUGGCGUCCUGCUUUCUCAAACAGGGGAAAUACAAGGAGGCUGAGAUUCUGUACAAAGAGAUUCUGACUCGUGCUCAUGAGAAAGAGUUUGGAUCUGUUGAUGCUGAAAACAAGCCCAUCUGGAUGCAUGCAGAAGAAAGAGAGGAGAUGAGCAAGGGCAAGCACAGAGACAACACUCCAUACGGAGAGUACGGAGGCUGGUACAAGGCCUGCAAAGUCAACAGCCCUACAGUGAACACCACCCUGAGGAACCUGGGCGCCCUGUACCGCCGGCAGGGCAAGCUCGAGGCUGCUGAGACCCUGGAAGAGUGUGCUGUGAGGUCUCGCAAGCAGAGCAACACAGGCAUUGACCCCAUCCACCAGACACGUGUGGUGGAGAUCCUGAAGGAUACAGACGGCGACAGGCGGAGGAGCAGGGACAGCCUGAGCAGCGUUAAGUAUGAGAGCGGCUCUGAGACCGGCGAGGAAGUGAGUAUGGGCGUGGAGUGGAACGGGGACGGCAGCGGAGCCCUCCAGCGCAGUGGCUCCCUGGGGAAGCUCCGGGACGUCCUACGCCGCAGCAGCGAGCUGCUGGUGAAGAAACUGCAGGGCAACGGGCCGCCUGAACCUCGCAGCACCAACAUGAAGCGAGCUGCUUCCUUGAAUUACCUGAACAAAACCAGCGAGGACCCGUUCCAGACUCAGGGGGGCAGUCAUUUCAGGGAGAGCCGGGGCCUGAGCUCCAGCACUGUGGAUCUCUACACAGGAAACUGAGCAGCAGGGGGGGGGGGUCUAUCAGCUGAUCUGUGGACCAACCCACAGAGGCUUGUUCUCUGAGCCGUAACGAUCUCCAACAGCACUACAGACAGCCUCACACACACCCUUCCUCUGCCUGGCUGCAUCCGACCCAAAAACCCAUUCGCUCCCACAUUCAGACCCAAAGACAUUUUCAGUCAUCCCAAUACAUACACACAUAACUAAUGGUUUUUUUCUAGCUGCUUUGUUUUUUGGUUUUGGUUUGGUUGUUGGUCUUCCAGAAAGAGAUUGAAGCAUUUUCCCCUCACCCUAACAUUAGUUUUGUCUCACUGCCUUCUGAAUGAGGCCAUGGAAACAUACCUCAUGUCUCUUCCUCUCAAACGUAAUCACUGUGACUCUGCACUUUUGACUGCAUCUGUUGCCAUAACGUCAUCUCUUUUGGUAUGUUUCUCCUUAUGUUGUUUUAAAAUAGUUGUGCUCCCCCAAUGUUUUGUGUCUUCUUGUUUUAUUAGUGAAAAUUAGGAAAAAAAGAUACUUUGUAGAUUUCUAUUUUCUCCAAAAUAUAGAUACAAGAAAUGGGUCUGUUGGGUUUGAAAUACAUAAUGUAAAGUUGACAUGAUUACAAUGUUUUUAUUUUCAUUUUAAUCCUCUUGCCUGUUGAGAUUUAUGUGCACAGUGAGGUGUUGGUCGAAGCUUUGGGAUACAGGGGAACGUGGGUGACGUGGUUAUCUUGCUGCUACAGCUUUCACAUCCAAGUGUGUGUUUCUGCACCCGUUUCUCUUCUAUUGAAGAGAAGAAAUGUAGGAAUAGAGUCAUUUAUGGUCUCAGAGUGCUGGAAAACACAACCAUAAAAAUGUUCAACUUUUAAGAUUGUAUAUAUAUAUA